GAGGAAGAUGGUGGCAGCAGGCGGAGUGGCUGCCUGCCGGGCUUUCCGCCCUGCGCUGCGCUGCCCCCCCCGCCGGAGCCGCCCUGCCUGCUGAGGAGGCGGCGUGGACCCGCACCAGCUGUGAUAGACAAAAUGUCAAUACAAUAAGUGACCUACCCACCAGAAUUUGCCAUGAACCAUUUGGUUGGACCGCCUGUGGGGGAGGUAGGUGAAGAGCCAGCAAAUGGAGCAGUGAACGAAUCAGUGGAGGCUGACCUGGAGCGCUCAGAGGUGGAAGAGGAACAGCGGUAUGCAACUCGCUACCCAGGACAUACAAACAGCAGCCAAGGAAGCAUGUCUGGGCAGGAGGAGGAAGGGAUGUUAGCUCGGUCAGCCAGCACUGAGAGUGGUUUCCACAAUCACACAGAUACUGCAGAAGGGGAUGUGAUAGCCACAGUGGAGGACAGUUACGACACAGAAAGAGUUCAGGAAAAUGAGGAUGAGAGUGCAUAUGCUGUGCAGUACAGGCCUGAGUCUGAAGAGUACACAGAGAACGCUGAGGCUGAGCAUGGUGAGGCCGUUCAUAAUCAGACAUUGCCUAAUCACUUACAUUUCCAUUCCAUCGAACACGAGGAAGCCAUGAAUGCGGCCUACUCUGGUUAUGUCUACACACAUCGGCUCUUCCACCGGGGAGAAGAUGAACAGUAUGCUGAGCCUUAUGCUGACUAUGCACUGCAGGAGCAUGUGUAUGAGGAGAUAGGAGAUACACCAGACCUUGAUGCUAGAGAGGGUAUCCAGCAGUAUGAGCGAGAAAGGGAGGAAGCUGAUAAUUACCGCAAGGAGGCACUUGGUGCCCGCCUUCACCAUUAUGAUGAACGGUCUGAUGGAGAGUCUGACAGCCCUGAGAAGGAGGCAGAGUUUGCACCCUACCCAAGAAUGGAUAGUUAUGAACAAGAGGAGGAUAUUGAUCAGAUUGUAGCAGAGGUGAAGCAGAGCAUGAGCUCCCAGAGCUUAGACAAGGCAGCUGAAGACAUGCCAGAGGCAGAGCAGAGUUUAAAGCAUGGUCAUGCUCUUGCUAAUGAUGGGCAUGAAAGCAAUGGCCAUCUCCCAGCUGGUUCUCGAGUUACAUCUAGCUCAGGAGAAUCUGUACAGAGAUACAGUAAGGAAAAGAGAGAUGCAAUUUCAUUGGCCAUCAAGGAUAUUAAAGAGGCUAUUGAGGAAGUGAAGACGAGGACCAUUCGUUCUCCUUAUACCCCUGAUGAACCUAAGGAGCCUAUCUGGGUGAUGAGGCAGGACAUCAGUCCAACCAGGGACUCUGACGACCAGAGGCCACUAGAUGGCGAUUCUCCAUCUCCAGAUUCCUCUUCUCCUCGGGGUGCUGAAUCGAGUACGCAACAUCAGCAGGAGGCCUCCACUAAUAAAGAGUCCAGAAAAAGUUUGGCUUCAUUUCCAACCUAUGUUGAAGUUCCUGGACCUUGUGAUCCUGAAGACUUAAUUGAUGGCAUCAUUUUUGCUGCCAAUUACCUUGGCUCAACUCAACUGCUUUCUGAUAAAACUCCCUCCAAGAAUGUGAGAAUGAUGCAAGCUCAGGAAGCUGUCAGCAGGAUCAAGGCUCCAGAAGGUGAAUCUCAACCCAUGACUGAAGUGGACCUCUUCAUUUCUACACAAAGAAUAAAAGUACUGAAUGCAGACACACAGGAAACAAUGAUGGAUCAUCCCCUGCGGACCAUUUCUUACAUUGCAGAUAUAGGAAAUAUAGUUGUUUUGAUGGCUCGUAGGCGAAUGCCGCGGUCUAACUCGCAGGAUAAUGUGGAAGCAUCUCACCCUUCCCAAGACGGAAAGAGGCAGUACAAAAUGAUUUGCCAUGUCUUUGAGUCUGAGGACGCACAACUGAUUGCACAGUCCAUAGGUCAAGCAUUCAGUGUGGCCUACCAGGAAUUUCUGAGGGCAAACGGAAUCAACCCAGAAGAUCUGAGCCAGAAGGAAUACAGUGACUUGCUGAAUACCCAGGACAUGUACAAUGAUGACCUGAUCCACUUCUCCAAAUCUGAAAAUUGCAAAGAUGUUUACAUUGAAAAGCAGAAAGGAGAAAUCCUAGGUGUGGUAAUUGUGGAGUCUGGCUGGGGAUCCAUUUUGCCUACAGUUAUCAUAGCCAACAUGAUGCAUGGAGGACCAGCAGAGAAGUCUGGGAAGCUGAACAUAGGGGACCAGAUCAUGUCAAUCAAUGGGACCAGUUUGGUUGGUUUACCACUCUCAACAUGUCAGAGCAUUAUAAAGGGUUUGAAAAACCAGGCCCGGGUUAAACUGAAUAUAGUUAGGUGUCCUCCAGUAACCACAGUCUUGAUCAGAAGACCAGACCUCAGAUACCAGUUGGGCUUCAGUGUGCAGAAUGGGAUUAUAUGUAGCCUUAUGAGAGGAGGUAUAGCAGAGCGAGGAGGUGUGCGUGUUGGCCAUCGGAUCAUUGAAAUCAAUGGACAGAGUGUUGUAGCAACACCCCAUGAGAAAAUCGUUCAUAUUCUCUCAAAUGCUGUUGGUGAGAUUCAUAUGAAGACUAUGCCAGCUGCCAUGUACAGACUGUUGACUGCGCAGGAGCAACCAGUUUACAUCUAAAGCCUACACCUCACCGUCACAAUGUGCAUGGAGGAUGUUUUUCCUCGUUAGUGCUUGUCUCUAGUGCUGCAUUUCUGUGUCUACAGAGACAUCUCUCAAUCUCUCUCUCUCUCCUUCACAGACACAAAUACACUGUCUCUCUCUCCUCCCUCCCUUUUUCUUCUUUUUCGUACCGUUCACCUGUAUUUUGGGAAGGGGCGAAAUGCAUCUAUUGGACUAUUUUGGUUGCAUCUUUUUAUAAGUGAAACUUCAGUUCCACAUGCAAAACAGGAAAAUAACAGCAGCAUUACUUACAGCAGGAUUCACAAAGAUUGUUCAUGCUACAUAAUAUUUUGUGGCUAUACAAUAUUUUUGUGGCUAUAAUUUUACAAACUGAGUAAAUUAAACGUUGCUUAAUGAAAUGUCUUUACCAAACAGAUAAAAGUAUAGGGUGAAAAGUGUUUUCUUGGAUGUCCUGUGUGUGAUUUUGCUUUUCUUGCCCUAUUUUCACACAGGCACUGAGCUCAAUGUUAAAGGUUUAUGUCUGUAGGAAAAGCACCAAAAAGAUAGUUUCACCCUCAGAAACAAUUACCUGAUUAUGAGGACUCAAUAGAUGCUGCUGUUGUAAAAUGGACUAUCUAAAUAUAUACCUUUAAAUUCCUCUCUGUUUUCAGUUCUUCAUGAUAGUAGGACUCUAAAAGGUACUUCCAGAGUUGUUGAAACAUGUUACACUUGUGUUUACUUACACUGAGUCAUUUGAGAGGCAUUUUUUACAGCUGCCUCCUCCUCUCUGCCCCCAGGUUUCUAACUUGUUUUCUUCUACUUUGUUUUUAUAUGCAGCAUGUCCUAUAGUCCCUUGCCUAUUUUAGAGGUUAAAGGGGGGGGGG
This is a messenger RNA of Melopsittacus undulatus (budgerigar), 3455 nucleotides long. It is a transcript of the gene APBA1, whose product is annotated as amyloid beta precursor protein binding family A member 1. Gene Ontology annotation, cellular component: dendritic spine; cytoplasm; plasma membrane. NCBI's taxonomy places the organism in Eukaryota, Metazoa, Chordata, Aves, Psittaciformes, Psittaculidae. Gene Ontology annotation, biological process: chemical synaptic transmission. Gene Ontology annotation, molecular function: protein binding; amyloid-beta binding. The record is from RefSeq and is a predicted model, not a curated record. The transcript is spliced from 12 exons. Bases 172 to 2589 code for a protein of 805 amino acids.